UGACUCCUAGGCAACAACCUUGCCUACUUGGGUUUGUUUAUCCAGUUAACAACCUUGUCCAAAUUUUCAACCUACACCGCACAGAAAAUCCUAAAAUCCAACCGUGUCGUGAAACCCGGAAGUGUGACCCCCCACAGGAUGGCCCAACCGUACGUGAUCCGGGUGAUGGAGGAGAUGGGAUGGGGCGCGGACGGUGGCUUCAUCCCGAUCGCCAACGAAGCCAACCGGAAGCUGCUCGAGUACGUGAACAAGCUGGCGGAACGGAAGGGCAGCGUGGCGGGCCGGGUACAGGCCAGCGAUACGCGGUUCGGGAACCUGCAGGUGCACCUGAAGAGUGCCCAGCUGGAGUUCGACCAGAACCUGAAGCUGCUGGCGGAGGACAAGAGCCAGAUCGAUGCCGAGCACGGGCGGCUGAAGCUGACCGAGAAUGAGGGAGGGAGGAUGCGGAAGAUGGGGCGGGAGGUGCAGUACGAGCGCGGGGACCUGGAGCAGCACGACCAGCGGGCGCAGAAGGACAUGAAAAAGCUAGCCUCGAACAUGGAGCGCUUCACGGAACGCAUCAAGUGGGCCAAAGCGGCCCUGGUCGAGUGGAAACAGGUCAUGGGAAACGGCGAGGAGACGAACAAGCUGAUCGAAAAGUACUGCAAGCUGGACGCCGGCAAGGCCGAAUCGCUGGAGGCAAAGCGCAAGAUACUCGAGGACAAGGUGUCGAAGCGUCGCACCACGCUGGUGGCGCUGGCCGAAGAGUACCGUUCGCUGGAGCAGGUGCUGGAGCGCACGUCGCAGCUGUACAGACAGGCGCACACGGAGCGGAGGCAUCUGGUGCUGACGUGGAAGGAAGCGGUCAAGCACAUGAACCAGAGGGAGGAGGACAUCAAGGAGGUUGAGGGUGAAAUUGAGCGUGCGAGGGAGUUUAGCGAUUUGCUGAGCGAGGAUUUGAAGGCGCAGGAUGAGUUUCUGGAGGAGCAGCAGAGGAACAAUAGGGAGAUUGAGUUGGGGAUUGCUGAGUUGAAUGUGGAGGUUUCUAAGUUGCGGAAUCGUUUGAAUGCGUUGACGGAUAACGUGCAGCUGAAGACCAAUGAGUAUCAGAUAACGCGGAAGGCGGUUCAGAAUGUGUCGAAUAAGCUGACGAGCAUGCGUAACAAGAACCGCCAGGCGUUGAUGGAGGAGGCGGAGAAGGAACGGCAGAUUCAUACGAAUCUGAGUCAGCUGGAGGAGUUGAGGGAAAAGUUUGAAAAUUUUAGGAGCAAGACGUUGUGCGCGCAGGAGCGUUUGCGGCAGCUGAACGAGAUUGUUGAGCAGGAAGAGCGUCAGAUGAAGGUGCUGAGCGAUGAGACGGCUCGGCUGUCGACGGCGCUGUACCGUGCUCAGUCGCAGCUUGUGGCGAUGAAGGACGAGGAGAAGCUGCUGCGAAUUGAGGUUCUUUCGACGGAGUCUGGCAUCGGGAAGAUUAAGGCGGCGAUGAAGAUUCAGGAGCGGGAGAUUAUCCGCCAGACGGAGAUUUCGUACAACGUGGAUUACAACAUUGAGAAGCUGGAGGAACGGAUUGCAAACAUGAGAGGGGAGAACAAGCAGGAAGGAGCGAAUCGUGCGCACGCGAAGCUGGUUCAAGCGGAAGCGAUCUAUCUGGCGAGGAAGCAGAACUACUCGCUGCUACAGGCGCAGAUUGCCAAGGUUCAGAUUGAUUUCCGCAAUUUGAACUCGAUUUAUCAGCAAGAUUACGCGGAGAUUGAGCGGAUGGUUGGUAAGCUGAAGGAGAAGACACUGAUUGUGGAGGGUGGCGAGAAGAAGCUGCGACAGUGCACUACUGAGAAUCAGGAACGGUUGGUCGAGAGGAGCUUGCUGAAGAUGCGGAUCAAGCAGAUGGAGUCGCGUGUGGAUAAGCAGAACGACAAGAUGUACACGUUGGAGCGGCACCGGAUGGAGCUGGAGACGGCCAUUACGGAACGGUUGAUUGAUAUCAACUCGCAGAAGGACAUGCUACUGUUGAAGAAGAAAUACCUGCAAGACGAGCGAGCGACGCUGAAGGCGGACAUAAGCGAGAGGGCGCUGAAGAUUGAGCAGCUGAAGAACCGCUACGAUCUGUCGCUGGACCUGUUGGGCAAGAACGACGACGGGACGAUUGUGACGGCAACGCAGAUCAAAAUUCAGAACGCUCAGGAGAAGUACAUAUUGCUUCGGGAGGGCAGCGAACUGAACGUAAAGAUCCUCAAAGCGGAGGAAGAUUUGAAGGCGCUGGAGAACACGUUGAAGGUGAUGAACUUUUCCAACGAGAGCUACAAGCGCGGGUUCCAGAAGGUAGACGAAGACAAUCCGGACAUUCAGCAGUUGAAUCAAAUCCAGAACGAUUACUGUAAGGCGGUGACCGCUCUGAAGAGUGUUCGUACGGAUUUGGCUUUCAACACUGAAAACCUGCACAACCUGAACGAAGAGCGGGAGGAAAGUGACAAAGGAUUGGAAGCAGCGCAAAAGACUCGCCUCGAUAGCAACGACAUUCUGCUCAAGAUCCAGAAGGAACUGCUCGACCAAAAGACGAAAAUCCAACGCGCCGAGCGAGAACUUCGCCUAGCGAUCAAAGCCGCCAAAGCCAAAACCAACGACGAAGAACUGCUGCUCACGUUCCAGAAGGAUCUGAACCUGAAAGAACUCGAGGAGCGCAACAGCAUGGCGAUGCAUCAGAUCGCCGAUCUGGUCGACUUUGCCCCGGACCUAAACCCGACGGUUAGCAAGUACUUUUACGACAAGGGACUCCGGCUGCCGGUGAUUCGUCGCACCAAGAGCCAGAUCUCGUGGCGCAGCGAAAACUCACCCGGCUCGGACCUGAGCGGACGCGGCGACACGGCGUCGUCCAAACCGAUGUCCAAAAUGUCGGCCUGCUCGACGUCGACGCGCUCGUCCGAUUCCGACAUUGCCAAAUCGUUUGACAACCGGAUGAGUGCGGGUCUGUCGGUGAUUCUGAUUGACUUUCCCGGGGCCAGCAGCAAGAAAACGCAGGGCACGAUGAAAAAGUAGAAGAAGGCGGGCGGUUCUUUCAAAUUCUGAGCGUGCGAAAGAGGGCGCAGCACACGUACUCGAUUGACGAUCAUCAUCAAAUUUUAUUUUUCCUGGCGUGUUUAUAUAUAUAAUAUUGGUUGGUUUUGUCUGUUUUUUUCAUCAUCCAAUUUCAGUAAUAGUAAAAACUUGCGUGUGUUUGUGUGUAAUAUCAUCAAUUUUUAUAGUCGUUUGAUAAAUCUUACAGCGCGAGACACAGGAAGGAACAGAAAGAAACAAAAAAAUAUAUUGAACAUUUACAGAUUCUUGCUCGGAGUGAACUUUGCGUUUCGAUUGUUUCAUGUUUAGUUUUGCGAUUUGUCCAAUCAAUGUAACAAUGUGUUUUCCCAUGUGCACUAGAUGCCACUACGAUAGCUUACGCGUCUUUUAUCUUCAGAAAAAUAAAUCACUGCAGCAGUUUUGUGUGUGUGUGUUUAUCACUAACUUUGAGUUUGGGGAUAUCGGAGAACAAGAUAAUUUCACAACAGUCCUUCUAAUACAAUGACUUUCUGUUUUGCGAUAUUUAUUUUUUCCCCCGUUGUGGUUCACCCAGUUUUGUAUGAAAAGUGAGUGUCAUACAAAUAAAUGUUGUUUCUUUUCCAGAUAGAUGCGCGGACACAGUUUGAAAAGGGGGUAGAAAACUCAAGAGAAUAUCAAAAGAUUACGAUGAUAGAGAAAGCGCCCUACAACUCUAUUUGGCUGUUAUUUUAGUACUUUUUGUUGAUUUAUUGUUUGUUUUUUCUUCUUUUCGUUUACACAGAGAAAAUGUUAAGGUAACAACCAGUGUGUCGAUUAACAUUUUUAUUUUUUAUUUUUUCUAGCGCGAGUGAUUUUUCUUCGAUUUCUGUUUAGCAGUUUGAGAGCAAAUGACUUUCGGUUCAUUUCGUUUGUUGUCUAGGAUGUUCUCUUUCGGGUUAAAAGUGGUGGAAGCCACAUUCAGCUAAUUUUGUUGUUUUUGAUAGGUGAGAAACGAAAUAAUUUCCAUAGUUUUUUUUUUUUUCUAAGCGAAUAAGGAUUUUUAAGAUCGAGAUACCACUCUAAACGCUCAGAAAUGUUCCAGUACAGCAAUAAAAAAAUCCAUAUUAAUAAUUAGUUUUUGAGAAUCGUAUGCUCUAAUUGUUCAAAAAAUAUAUUCUCUCGUUUGAUGUAUAUGAAAAACUAAAUCUGAAUAGAUAAAUAAAAUUAAAAAAAAAACGUUUGAAUUAGCGAACAUUCCAAGUAGCGAUAAUCGAAUCAACGAAACCGCUCUGUAUUCGAAAAUCUGUAUCUUUUGAAGGAUUUUUUUUAUCGAUUUGAUUUGAUGUCUACGGUAAACUUGUAGAAAUUGAUAAGGACAAUU
This is a messenger RNA of Culex pipiens pallens (northern house mosquito), 4369 nucleotides long. It is a transcript of the gene Ccdc39, whose product is annotated as coiled-coil domain-containing protein 39. Gene Ontology annotation, cellular component: axoneme. Gene Ontology annotation, biological process: cilium-dependent cell motility; cilium movement; inner dynein arm assembly. The transcript has 3 exons. Lineage: Eukaryota; Metazoa; Arthropoda; Insecta; Diptera; Culicidae. The record is from RefSeq and is a predicted model, not a curated record. The coding region runs from base 139 to 3012 and encodes 957 amino acids.